AUGUGGAUUUCGGACUACCUGACAGUAAGGGAAAAAGUUAGUCAUUUCUUGGACAUCUUCUAUGUCACAAACACUGUCCAUGGCAGUGCACAUCCCUGUGUUGGAAAGAGGAUGCAGCCAUCCCCACCCUCAACAGGGAAGGUUGGAAAAUGCUGCACUGUGCAUGGGCUCACGAGGAGGAUACAUAAUGUACAGCCGAAUCUGCAAUCUCCUAUUUUGUCAGCUGCUUGUGUUGAUUAA
Messenger RNA from Urocitellus parryii (Arctic ground squirrel), 240 nucleotides. The record is from RefSeq and is a predicted model, not a curated record. NCBI's taxonomy places the organism in Eukaryota, Metazoa, Chordata, Mammalia, Rodentia, Sciuridae.